This is a messenger RNA of Clunio marinus, 693 nucleotides long. The record is from the annotation of a GenBank genome assembly. Lineage: Eukaryota; Metazoa; Arthropoda; Insecta; Diptera; Chironomidae.
AUGAAUAUAAAACUCCUUGCCAUUAUUUGUUUCUCGUUUCUAGACGAAUUAAAGGGAGAACAAGGAGAGAAUAAUUUGUGCAAAGGAUUUUGUCCAUCAAAUGAAAUUUUCACUCAAUGUAGCCUUGGACAGUUUCAAUCAACAUGUUGGAAUAGUAGAAAAUUGCAAUUCUUUCAUAUAUGCGAGCUUGGAUGCGCCUGUCAAGAAGGUUUUAUUCGUCAUCCUGACACUUACGAAUGCAUUCCCUUCAACGAAUGUCCACCGAAACCUGAUGUCAGCAGUCAUAUUUGUCCGAAAAAUGAGAAGUGGGAUAGAUGUGGAUAUGGAUGUGACCAAACCUGUGGAUUACAUUUUAGAGACUUCACUUGUCGUUCAUGUUUCCCGGGAUGUGUUUGCCAAAAGAAUUAUGUCAGAAGCUCAAUAAACGGCCAAUGUAUCUUAGAUUCGGAAUGUAAAAAUUGUCCUAGAGGAUAUUUUUUGGAUCCGAGAGCUAAACUUUGCAGCUUUUGUAACAACGGAUGUUCAGAAAAUGAAUUUUAUAAUGAGUGUGGAUCAAGGUGCGAGAAAACUUGUGAGAAUCCAUCGGGUGCUGGAGUCGAUUGUGAUACUUGUAAACCUCGUUGUGAAUGUAUUUUUGGUUUAUUACGCGAUUUGAAAACUAAUGAUUGUGUAAAACCUCAAGAAUGUACUUAG